CUCUUAUUAAUAUAUUCCUAUUUUAAUACAAAGUGAUGUGAAUUAUUAUUAAAAUUGAUGCUCUCAAAAGACAGACCAUAUGUAUCCAGUGACUUGAUGUCUCUCAUGAUACAACUGCCUCAUACUUCUAAUCUGAGAAGCACAAACAUAUUUAUCUCACAGCAACUCCAUGAAAGGGGUAUUCUUAUCAUUUUACAGAUGAGAAAAUUAAGACUAGAAGAGGGAAGAAACUUAAACAUAUUUCACAGGUACUAAAUGGCAGUAUUAAGUUUCUCCUUCAGACUGGCUCCUCAUAAGCAUUUUGUGAUCCUAUAAAACAGAAAAACUAGCAAUAUGAAUAAAGUGCUGAUCUAAAAGUUAAGAAAGGUUUUUGGUCAUUAUUGACUGGCAAGGAAAUCUUUUAAAAGGCCCCUUAUAAAAAUCUUGUCUUUCAUUUCCUCAUAUACAUGUUGAGUUUAAUUUCAGCCUUAAUGUUGGGAAAAGGUACAUACGUAUUAUUAAAAUUAGACAUUUGACAUGCUUGAAGACUAGUUCUAAAUAAAAUCAGUUAUUAAUGGAAUGGUACCCUUGAGAACUCUCCAAGUCUAGUGUACUCUUCUAUGUAUGUGUACACACCUGACUUUUAAACACAAUGUCUUUGCCACCAGUUACUGAUCUCCUUACUAUACAGAAAACAAGCCAUUUUAGUCAGUUACUUUAGUCAACUCACCCCCCACACACAGUUCUCUAAAUGGUAACUCAUCCAUAAUGCAUAGUAAUAGCCAAGAGCUCAGAUUUUAAAUAUGUCAGCAAAAUCUAGUUUUAAGUCCUGACUCCAAAUUAUUAGUGUGGCAUUGAGUAAAGUGCUUUAGUUCUCUGUGCCUCAGUUUCCUUAUUAAAAAAGGGGUGAAUAAAUGGUACUCCAUGGGGUUUUUAUAAAUUUUCUCUCGAAUUAUCUAUGAUGAAUGGUAGAUAAUGUUGCUAUAUGUAAUGCCUGAAAAGUUUUGAGUCAAUGAUUACCUUGUAAGUUCACUUUAAAUUGAAUAAACAUAUUAUUUCAUAAGGAUUUUUUGUGUGUGUGUCCAUUAAGUGAAAUUUACUUGAGUUUACUAAGUUAGUCCACAAUUUAUAUGGCCCACUUUUUGAUCAAGAUUCUAAGUAUAAAAACUCUUCUUUCUACUUGAGAUUGAUUUUCAUGGGAAAAGAAUGCCACAUAAUAUGUAGCAUUCAACUAAUCUAUUCUGUUAAUUUGGCAGUAUAAAAAGAUUUGUAAAUAAUGAAUUUCCAUACUCUUGAAGAUACCUUUAUACACCUUGCACUGCUUCUGCGUUUACUCAUGCCUUGUCUUAAAAUAGGACUUUCUCCUGACAGUGUGUGUUAACAAUUGGAAAAUUCCCUAUCAGUAGACUAGCACCAUCUUGACAGCCCUGUGUUCUGCCUCUACCUUGCUAAUUGUUUCCGUGGGAUUAUUUGGAUUGUGUAGAAAGCUUUUGCAAAUCCUCUUAUUACUGAAGUCAUUGUUGCCGGCAGGAAUAAGAUUAAAAGUGCUUAAGUCUGUAGAGUUGUUUCUAAUUUGUACGUGUCAUUUCAGUGGCAUUUUAACAGAACUCUGUCUCCUGUCCCUCCCUUCUCCCCUGGUACUAUCUCAAGUUGGGUCCAAGAAGCCAGGCCAUUGGAAGAAAUCUCAUUUUAUCCUCCUAAUUAUUAUGCUGGCACUCAGGAGAUAAUUUUUCCCUUCAUGCACUGCCAAUUAAUAUGCAAAUGGGCUGAUAAAUAUUUAUGCAAUGAUUUAAAUUAUGCAGGGAGUGCUUUCAGUAUAUUCUGUAAAUGAAUUGUUCCUGGACUUCAAAGUGCUGGCUGCAGUGCUAACGAGCGGAGAUUUGCAUAAGGCCCUAAUCACGCGCAUACUGAUUAAGCUUCAUUAUGGAAACUGCCAGCUGCAAUCUUUGUUUCUAUUUUAUUACAAAAAGGGGAACUUUUCAUGCUUCAGUUGCCGUGAUAAUGUCAGUCCUAGCUGGUAGGAGAGACUAAAACUCCUCUGAGCAACUGAAGUUUCCUUAUUCAGUUGAAGAUUGCUAUGGUGUAACUGAAGAAGUUGUAUUUUGCUUCUCCCCUUAAUCACUACCCCCCACACCCUUGUUCUCUUAAGAACAUAGUGUAGAUUUAUUAGAAAUAUUAGUACCUUCUUUCCCCCACCCCAAACCGCUACCUGUUUCUUCCUUGUUUGGACUGUCUGCACCUCUAGAAGAUUUCACAGCAAUGCUGGACUGCAGUGACUAUGUUUUAGACUCAAGAAUGAACAAUCCGUCAGAACCCAGUAAACCAUCUAUGGAGAGUGGAGAUGGCAACACGGAUUGCUUCAUCUUUUUGCUUCCAUCUAUCAGAGAAACAACAGGCACACAAACCAAUGGCCUGGACUUUCAGAAGCAGCCUGUGCCUGUCGGAGGAGCAAUCUCAACAGCCCAGGCCCAAGCUUUCCUUGGACAUCUCCAUCAGGUCCAGCUCGCUGGAACAAGUUUACAGGCCGCUGCUCAGUCUUUAAAUGUACAGUCUAAAUCUAAUGAAGAAUCGGGGGAUUCCCAGCAGCCAAGUCAGCCUUCCCAGCAGCCUUCAGUGCAGGCAGCCAUUCCCCAGACCCAGCUUAUGCUGGCUGGAGGACAGAUAACCGGGCUGACUUUGACGCCCGCCCAGCAGCAGUUACUGCUACAGCAGGCACAGGCACAGGCGCAGCUGCUGGCUGCUGCGGUGCAGCAACAUUCCGCCAGCCAGCAGCACAGCGCUGCUGGGGCCACCAUCUCAGCCUCCGCCGCCACGCCCAUGACGCAGAUCCCCCUGUCUCAGCCCAUACAGAUCGCACAGGAUCUUCAACAGCUGCAGCAGCUUCAACAGCAGAAUCUCAAUCUGCAACAGUUUGUGUUGGUGCACCCAACUACCAACCUGCAGCCAGCACAGUUUAUCAUCUCACAGACGCCCCAGGGCCAACAGGGUCUCCUGCAAGCGCAAAAUCUUUUAACACAACUACCUCAGCAAAGCCAAGCCAACCUCCUACAGUCGCAGCCAAGCAUCACCCUCACCUCCCAGCCAGCAACCCCAACACGCACAAUAGCAGCAACCCCAAUUCAGACACUUCCACAGAGCCAGUCAACACCAAAGCGAAUUGAUACUCCCAGCUUGGAGGAGCCCAGUGACCUUGAGGAGCUUGAGCAGUUUGCCAAGACCUUCAAACAAAGACGAAUCAAACUUGGAUUUACUCAGGGUGAUGUUGGGCUUGCUAUGGGGAAACUCUAUGGAAAUGACUUCAGCCAAACUACCAUCUCUCGCUUUGAAGCCUUGAACCUCAGCUUUAAGAACAUGUGCAAGUUAAAGCCACUUUUAGAGAAGUGGCUAAAUGAUGCAGAGAACCUCUCAUCUGAUUCGGCCCUCUCCAGCCCAAGUGCCCUGAAUUCUCCAGGAAUUGAGGGCUUGAACCGUAGGAGGAAGAAACGCACCAGCAUAGAGACCAACAUUCGUGUGGCCUUAGAGAAGAGUUUCUUGGAGAAUCAAAAGCCUACCUCGGAAGAGAUCACUAUGAUUGCUGAUCAGCUCAAUAUGGAAAAGGAGGUGAUUCGUGUUUGGUUUUGUAACCGCCGACAGAAGGAAAAAAGAAUCAACCCACCAAGCAGUGGUGGGACCAGCAGCUCACCUAUCAAAGCAAUUUUCCCCAGCCCAACCUCAUUGGUGGCAACCACACCAAGCCUUGUGACAAGCAGCGCAGCAACUACCCUCACGGUCAGCCCUGUCCUCCCUCUAACCAGUGCUGCCGUGACUAAUCUCCCGGUUACAGGCACUACAGACACCACCUCCAACAACACGGCAACCGUGAUUUCCACAGCACCUCCAGCUUCCUCAGCAGUCACGUCCCCCUCUCUGAGUCCCUCCCCUUCUGCCUCAGCCUCCACCUCCGAGGCAUCCAGUGCCAGUGAGACCAGCACAACACAGACCACCUCCACUCCUUUGUCCUCCCCUCUUGGGACCAGCCAGGUGAUGGUGACAGCAUCAGGCUUGCAAACAGCAGCAGCUGCCGCCCUCCAAGGAGCUGCACAGUUGCCAGCAAAUGCCAGUCUUGCUGCCAUGGCUGCUGCUGCAGGACUAAACCCAGGCCUGAUGGCACCCUCACAGUUUGCAGCUGGAGGUGCCUUACUCAGUCUCAAUCCAGGGACCCUGGGCGGUGCUCUCAGCCCAGCUUUGAUGAGCAACAGUACACUGGCAACUAUUCAAGCUCUUGCUUCUGGUGGCUCUCUUCCAAUAACGUCACUGGAUGCAACUGGGAACCUGGUAUUUGCCAAUGCAGGAGGAGCCCCCAACAUCGUGACUGCCCCUCUGUUCCUGAACCCUCAGAACCUCUCUCUGCUCACCAGCAACCCGGUUAGCUUGGUCUCUGCUGCCGCAGCCUCUGCAGGGAACUCUGCACCUGUAGCCAGCCUUCACGCCACCUCCACCUCAGCUGAGUCCAUCCAGAACUCUCUCUUCACAGUGGCCUCUGCCAGCGGGGCUGCAUCCACCACCACCACCGCCUCCAAGGCGCAGUGAGCUGGGCAGAGCUGGGCUGCCAGGAGCCUUUUUCACUCACUCUGCAGUGUGAUUGGGCUGCCAGCCAGGUUAAUAAACUGAAAAAUGUGAUUGGCUUCCUCUCGCCAUGUUGUGAGGGCAAAGGAGAGAAGGGAGAGAAGGAAAACACAUACCAGAAAAGAAAAGAAAGGAUGGAGAUGGGACAACAUUUGCCUAAUUUUAUAAUAAAACACUGUCUUUUCAGGAGUGCUUCAUGGAUUGGAAAACUUUCUAACCAAAAAUUUAAAAAAAAAAAAGAAACAAAAAAUCAAAAACAAACAAACAAAAAAAUAAGUGAAAGGACUACUUAUCAUUUCCAGCAGUCAUGAUGACAAGUUAAGGUGGGUUACCAAUUCCAAUAUAGGAAGGGGGUUUCUUGUUUAUCUAAAUUUCUUUUUAUCUUAAAAAAAAUCAUUUUUAUGGGUCUGUUGUACAGGCCAUUAAGUCAUAACAAGGUGUUUAUAAUCGUAUCAAUUGUGUUGGGGGUUCCUUUCUUAACUGGUACAAUUUAGGCAGGCCUGUAUUACUGUAUCUCUAUUAUUAUUGUUGUUGUUGUUAUUGUUUUUUAUAUAUAUAUAUAUAUAUAUAGUUUGGACAUGUUUAUCUCUUGCUCCUGGAUCCUAUUUCAGUGAGCUCCCACACUGUGGGGAGGGAGGGUUUCGGGGUAAGGGGAGACUUCUGUUCUUAACUGCGGGGAAUGUUCUUGCUGGUUUCCUUAUCCUUGAUGACUCUUACAGAGGUGCUAGAAAAUUAUUUUCUUUUGCCACUUAUGCAAGAGGCUUGGUGCAGAAGCUGAAGGCAGUGUGUGCAAACACUCCCACUCCACAAAUGUCCCCUCCCCCUCCCCCAUCAGGUGGUGCCUUUGGAGCACUUUUGUGUAGGAAGGAAUUCCUGCUGAACUGUAGCUCUCACUCACCCCCAAAUCAUUGAAUGACCCUGAGGCCCAGAUCCUGUGGUGCAGCAGUGCUGCUUUCUGCUACUUUCGAUGGGAACAGCUGUACGUGUUGCAGGGCAGGAUUUGGUUCCGAAGAGCAAAGACUACUGCAGACACCUGACUUGGUGGUUCUCCUGAUUUCUUAUCUCCUGAAAAAUGCUCCUGCUGUUGGUGUGUUUGUUUUUUCCAUUUUUCAGAAGUUUUUCAUCCAAAACUUCCUUUAACUUACUUGGCAAAGAACAAACUGACUUACUGAAAUUGGGGAACUUUUUCCCUUCUUUUAUUUUCUAAAGGAAUUCUACUAGACUAUUUUCCAUCAAUUAUAUUUCCAAAAGAGGUGUGAUGAGAAGAGUCUGAGGUUACCACCUUUUCCUCUAGCAAUCUGCAGAUUUCCUUCCCACUGGAUGGCUUAUAAGUUCCUCUGUCCCUGAGAUUCCGCUUGGUUCUCUGACUAAAGGAGGCACUUAUUAGCCAGGCCUGGGAUCUGUAGAACCUUUAAAGAAGAAGGACUUUGAGCAGGAACUUUGCACACAUCUCAAGAGUCUCCUUGGUUUGUUCGUGAUGCUCCUGCAAAGUAAUUCACAUCUCUUUAUUCAGUGUAGAAAGUGAUUAGCUCCUUCCUAUAAUUGCUUUCAGGGUGUUUCUAAACUAUGUAAUGAGCCCACUGAAAGUAAGAGCUUGUGAAAGUGGAUGAAGAGGAACGAGGGUAACUUGGAGAUUAAAUUUCCCUUUUUGUCAAUGUACUGUUUCUAUACCAUCUGUACCAAAAAAUUUUCCAGAAGACUGGAUUACUGCAGUGCAGCUCAUCUAAGUUACCCUUCUUAUUGGAGUUAAAGGUUCCAUUUGGUGUCUGUGGGUGCUUGCUUAAAUCUCCAGUGGUCCCAAGACUGCACUUUUUGUCCCUUUCAAGCUGGGGAUAUAGAGAGAGCUUACAGGUGGUUUUCAAUCUGGUUGCUUUGCUUGUAUCCACCAGGGAGUUUGGAUUUGUGUAUUUGUCUCUCUUCACCAUUGUGCAGAAAGGCAGUGAUACAGACACAGUGUGGACUUUUGUUUGUGAUUUAAAUGGGAGACGGUCACAGUAAUAUUAAAAGGUCAAAAAUAUUUUAGUCCCCUUUUAAAUUUUUCUUUGUUGUUUUUUUCUGCCUUAUUUUAUUUCACAAAGUAUUUAAAUUACCACCCCUAAAUUUCCUCUUCUUACCCCUCACCUUCCCUAAAAUCCCCCCAAAAUCAGUGAACUGCAAGCAGGGAAAUUAACAAAUGUCCAUCCACCUUUUUUGUGUGGUGUGUUUUUUAUGUUUUUUUUUAAAACUAAGCUUGAACCAAAGUCAAUUUUUAGCAAGCUGCUGUACUAAUGGACUAGUUUAUAAUGUGCAGUUCAGACACAUCGAGGAGAUAGAUGCUACUGACAAUUUCUUUUUCAUUUGUCUUUAUUAAUUUUAUAUAAAAGUUGCUGCUUGUUUUUAAUCUUUUAUGUUGGUAAAUUGUAAUAUCUUCUGGGCAGACAUUAACUUGAUGUUGUUUAACUAGUUUAUUUAGGUUGGUAUGUAAAUAGAAUGGCAGUGUCAGUUACUAAUUUUUCUCCUCUCCAUCUGCUUUUUAUCUGUUGUAGUUAAACUUAAUCUUCUAUCCUGACUUGCCAUCUCUAACUUUAGUCUGUGCAAAUGAUUUUAGGGCUGUCAGUGAUACUGUAGCUGCCCUUAGCAAUGAGUCCUUCUCUUGGGAAUGGUGAAAGUUAGAAGAGGAAGGAUUUGGGGAGGAAAAUGCUGAUACCCACCACACUGGAUUAGAAGUUAUAGCAUUAAUUUCCCAAAAUUGCUACCAAAGGAAGUGUGGAGUCUCGAGGGACUCAAGCCCAGUGAGUCAGGAAGAAGGGCAAGAAAAGACUGUUUUUGUUUUUGUUUUUUUCACAUGUGGUUAAAGAAAUGAUCCCUUUCCCAAAUAAGAUUCAGCAAAAGACUUUAAUAUUAAAAAAGAUACUAAGCUUUAAAUGUCAGUACAAUAGUCAUUUAUUUCUAUGCCCUGUUCUGUAUUUUUUUAGUCAAUUUGACAUAAGGGGAUUCUGCCUUUUGGAGUAUAGAUCGCUUGAUGAGGGUAGUACCUUAAACCAGCAUAAAAAAAUCUGUUUAAAAGAAUAAUCUUUGGGCAAAGAUAAAAUCUUUUCUCUUUUUUCACUUAUUUAAAAGUAAGUUGUGAAAUGAAAGGUACAUGUACAUGUGUACACAUGAAACACUAAUAUAGUUUGUUGGUGGGUGUUUAGUUUAAAUCAACUCCCCAUCACCAUCCCUAGCUGAUGAUCAUACUCUGCUGAUCAUAUUGCUUCAUAAACACCCUAGUCAUUUUUUACUUUCUAUCAUCUUUUUUUAUCAUCUCAAGAAAUGCAUUUUGAAUUGAAUGAAUGAUCUCCUAAGCUAAGGUACUCAAAUUUAACUUUUAGCCACCUUAUAUAAGGGAGAGUCUGGAAACUAUAGGGGGCUAUUUGACCAAAAAGAGGUGUUUGGUAGAGUUUUUGCAUUUUGAAGAAGGCCAGAUAGGUCAUCACAAUUCAUUAUAUCAUUCUUUUUGUUCCCACUUAAUGUUUAUGCAAGUUUUAUUUUAUCCCUGAAUUUGGUUAACACAUACUAAGCCAAAGACUAAUUCUAAAUGCAUUUAUAGUAAUACUAUAUUUGCCCAUGGUAAUGGGCCCUCCCUAGGGAGUGGUGAAUGUAAUUGUUUGAAUCCUGCUUGUCACAAGUGGUGCAAUUUGGUCAUAAACUUUAUUUAUACCCUGUAUAAAUCUGAAGGACAGAGCAGGAAGACCUAAAAAAGGGCUUCUCACAAGAACAAUAUUACUGUAUUGUUCUAAGAACUAAGUUGAGUUCUGUAUUUGUUUAAAUGUUUCUGAAGUUCUAUAGGCAGCUUUUUAGAAUUAAGAAACAAAUUUGUUUAUAUUCAUUGAUAUAAUACACACUUCCUUUUAUUUAUUAUCAGAAAGAUCAAUACCAUCCCAAUUUACUCAACUUGUUACUCGAGAAAUGGAACCAAAGGAAUCCAACUUUCAUUUUGUAUAGGACCAUACCUAUAUAUGCUUCAUGGUAGCAUUAUAAGAAAUUAAUCUUUUUUUGUUUUAAAAAAAGGGAAAAUAAGAUUGAUUAAAAGAUUUUUAGUCACAUCAUCUUAUCUUGCCAAUUUAUUCUACAUCAUUUGUUGUUGGGAAAAAAAGCACAAUUAUACCUCUUUUAAAUGUUAUUUUGUCUCAUUAUAUCUCAUUUAUUUAGGAAGAUAAGGGAAACCUUGUCUAUAUUAUCCAGAAGCACAGAUAUUUGCUUGACACAACAUUUAAAUUCAACCCAAUCUUUAACAUUAUUAUUUUCAUUUCAACUUGCUGGAAAAGCCAGAUACACUCGCAAACAUAGGGAAUUCAUGCAAAUGUUUAAAAUUGUAAAUCCUGAUAGAAAACUUUGCAAUUGGUAUAUAACAAACACUUGGCUUACAGAAGAAGCUCUCUGUAAUUCAUAGUCUAAAGCUAUUCCCAAACUAUAUCAUCCUCACAAAACAUUCUUGACCAAGAAGAGAAAUAAGAUUAUCGAGAUAAGAAGACAGAGAAGCCUCUUUCUUUUGUUCUCCCCAAGAAGGGAGAAGCGACGCCAGGGAGAUGUUGGAAGGCCAGGACUAGCCUUCAUGCUAGUAGGCUGCUUUGGCCUCAGCCCAUAGAGGCCCUCCAAAGACCAGUCCUCAAUUAAAGAAAGACCUCAGCAAUUCAUUAGGAGAGUUUGGUCAAAUACUUUCUCAUUAAAUCAGCAUCUAGAUGAUGAAUUGAAAGUUUAUUUGUUCUUCAAACCUUGUUUAUUGGAGUUGAAAACGUUAAAAGAUGACUAAUACUAAGGGAAGAAAAAGACUAAAGACCUAAAAUUUUAAAUUUUCCAAGUGAACAAGAAUUUUUGCAUUCAUUUCCUCGUAACUGAUAUGAGUUCACUUUAAUAUGUAUGAAAAACAUUUAAUAUGUGACAUUCGUGUAAAAUCAUAGUCUUGGCUAUUUGGAGUCAUUUUCAGUCUUAAAACAUUUGAGGAUGACACUUUAUAAAGUGAUAAGUCUUUCUUAGCAUUUACCUUCUCUUUGGAGAAGGAAAAAAAAUCAUUCUUUGCCAUUCCUCUAAGAAGAAUACCUAAGAUGAACUAUUAUAUAGGUUUGCAUAGACAGCGCACAAAAUACAAAUGUAAGCUUGGACAAUAAUAGGAUAAAUAAAUCACUUUCAUCAUUAAAAGUUAAUCAUCCUUUUCUUAAUCCAAAGAAAUUAGAUGGGACAACCCUGAGAUUCCCAGUAAGAUACUGGAAGGGAUUCCACCGGAAGGCAGGGAAUGUGUUUUUCUCAGAAUUGUCCAGUUCAUACCAGUUUUCUGUAUGGUUUGUGAAUGGCUGCUUUUUUCCAACUGUCCUUAUUCACGAAGCAGUUCCUUGUUUUGGCUCUUCUACUCUUGGCCUUUGUUAAAAGCAGUAAAUUUGAGUGAACCUUUUGUUGAUUCUGUAACCUGGAUCUCCUUUUUUCUUUCCCUUCUUUUUCUCUUUGAAUGGUGGUACCUUAAUCUGGGUAACAGCUAGCUUCUGGCACCUUCAUAAAAUACCUCAGCAUAGCUUAGCAUUGUUGCAGAACUGGUUUUAAACUAAAAACCAUAUAAAUAAAAGAAAAACCUUUAUAAAUAGUGGAAAUGAUUCUAGCUGUAGCAUUUAGUUGAACUAAUGUUUAUUAUGAUUGAUAAACAUGAUUGAUGCUGUAUGUAUUUGGGAUCCUGUUUAUAGGUUACAAUUUAUAGGGUUAGGGAGGGUUGGGUGGGAUAAGAGAAGUUGAUUAUGUUAGAAGGAAAAUGUUGCUCGUGUGUGUAUGUUUGUUUUUUCUUAUAUCUGUCUUGCCAAAGGAAACUUGAUUUUCCCUGUGAUUGGGUUUGGGAUUUGUUGGCCUCUCUGUGGUCUGAUCUGCAGCACAGUGUGUGGUGGCAUGCAGGUAACAUAAGGGGUCUCCAGUAGGUUCAGGGUCCCUGAGGGUGCAUUUACAUCCCUUCCUAUGGCUGCCUGCGUCCCGCAGACCCUGCCAGCCUCGUAAUGAUUCAUUACCUCUGUACAUAGCAAAAGCGUAGGCAAAGGAUGAAUGUAUGAAUGUCUGGGUGUGCAGUUGAGAAAUAGAGGCAGAAAUAAACAUGCACCAAUUAAUUUGGAGAGGAAAGAAGAGGUGAGUGAUGGAUGUAUCUUAAUCUAGGAAAACUAAAGUGAAACAGGUUCUUUUUGUCACCCUCUGUCAAGUUAUCGGAUGUUGUGCAAGUAGCACAAUGUUUUAAAACCUUACUUACUUUUCUCAUACCAAGGCUAGUUCUUUCUAGAUUGAAAACACAAACGGAACAAAAACCAAACCAAGAAGUUGAAAGCUAAGCUGCUCACCUCACACCUGUGAUAUGGUUGUGACCCUUGGUUGGUUGGUUGGUUGGUUGGUGGGAUCGAGGAGAGCAUAUUGUUCUUGAUGGGAAUGUGAAUGAGAAAUGAUGCUGGUUUAGGGAAAAUUACAAGCCCUUUCUGUGCGUACUCUGGGACAAAACUUCCUCAGCUCCUUGAGUUCAGAUAUAGACUAUAUCUCCAGAAAGGCUAUUUUUUUUAAGCAAAUGAUCUAUCUCACAGAACUUAAGUGGGAUUUGGUUUGGAUACCAAAGACACUGCUGUCACUCAUUGUUUAUCCUUGUGUUUUCAAGACAGGCAGAGGGAAUAGGAGCAAAAGGCUGAAAUUUGGAAAAGCUUUACUUUGUCUCUUUCCUUCCCUUUUCCUUCCCUCCUUUUUGAAGGAAGUCUUCUUGUUGGUUAUCCUGGCUUUGGGAAAGAGAUUUAUUUCAUUUUGCUCUGUUGGCUCUGUAAAGAUGGAUAGGGUUACUCUGUGUAGCAUUCUUGGACUUGCUGAGAAAUUUGGGGAGAGCAAAAGAUAGGGGUAAGAAUUUUUUUUCUUUACUCCAGAUCCCCAAGUAUGGCCCCUCAACUGAAUCCAAACUUGACAGAACAAAUGCCUUUAUUAAAGGGACUUGUUCUGUAAAAUCUGGAUUUAGUCAAAAGGCCGCACUCAAGGAUUCAGAAGGCUUACAGGUUCCCCACCCCAGGAUGGAUAAGCAUUUUUAAGAGCAGGCUUACAUGGAAGACCAAGAGAUCUUCUGUUUCUCUCCUGUUGAACUGUUUUGUUCCAACAUGUUUUUAUCUCUGGGCUCUGGGGAGUUAGGUAGUUCAUUGUUGCGUGGACAUUGGUAAGACACAGAAAGGGAGAGAAGAAAUAUAUUGCUCUCUGAAUAUUCCAUAAAAAAAUGGUCAGGUUGCAGAACUUCAUGAGAGCUUUACUAAUAAUCUUAUUGUUCUGACUUUAUAUAAAGGUGGUAUUAAUAUUGUGUGAUUUUUCAAAGUGCUAGAUAGGUUUAUAAGUAGAUAAUAGUGACAUUGAAGGUAAGAGCACUUGAAACAAAAGUUAUGGGAAAACAAGGUGUGUAUAAUGGAACACCACUUUGAGCACAGAAACAAAGCUCCCUGGGGCCUGGGAGGAAAGAUGUGUUUUGUGAUUCUAUGUCCCUGAAUCCGCCCACUCUGCACAGGGCUCCACCACCAACUGCCACCUUAUGGCUCAAACCCAGGACACUGUCAAAAAGUUAAGACCCCCUAAACUAAUUUACUGUAAAAAACGUUGAGGUCUGCUGCAAAGUUUUCCCAAGUUUUCUUUGUUUACUUGUUCAUCAUUGUAUAAGUUGGCCACACCCUCACAAAAGCAACUUAAGGCUUCUUUCAUAAAUUGGCAGCGACAUUGAGUUCUCAAACAUUUUAUCCCAAAGUCUGCAGGCAGACAGCUGGAUACAGUGCUGUGUAAAAAAUGAGACAUCCAUACACUUUAGUUCCUUAAAAUUGGGAUCUCUUUCGAAUGAAAAAGGACAAAGCCAAGUAGAGAAAAGACUUUGUGUUCCCACCCAGUGCUAGAAGUGUCUCAAGGUCUGAAAAAUAGAGAAGGAAAUGAAAUGCACUUUCAGAAGCUGAAACGACAGUGUCUGCUACAAAAGGCUGUAGUUGUAGGCGGGAGGGUGGAUACCAUGCCUCUGGUUCCAGUCCUGCAUCGUCUGCAGACGGCACAUACUUUCUAAGAGUAGAGUGAACUAGUGCCAGCCUGGUUGGGUUUAAAACUGCAAACAGUUGGAGAUAAACAGCUGGGGGGUGGAGGGUGAGGGAAGUUGAGAAUAAGACUUUGCAACAUUGGCUUUCUACAACGUAAAUGGUGUGUCUCCCCCAAGGUCAGGUGGGCGGGGUGAGAAAGACUUCUUCCAGCUUCUUUCUUCUGCUUGUAUGAGCAUGCAUGCAUUUCACUCCACGGAAGGUCUCGCUCUGCAGGAAGCACCCUCCUCCCACGGCAGACCGCACUUUCAUCCCCUCCUCUGUGGUAGCAGUGAAGGUUAGGUGCGUGAGUGUGGGCUGCUCUACCCACCGCGAGUCCAGGAGCUGUUGUAUACCUCAUUUCUAACUCGUGACUGAGUAACUUGCUUUAACUUUCUCGAAACCCUACAGAGUUGCCAAGUCUGCCCUCCCUCCUCUCAGUAAUGUUGAACUCUGGCCUAUAGCAUCACGGGACCGGUAGCCUAGGGUGGGACCCCCUGAACAAGCCUCUGAAUGUCGCUGCUUAAAAGCUACUGCAAACUGAGGGCAAAUUGCAAUCUUCUCUUUCUUUUCGUUGCAAGGGGUCUUCACAGGUCUCUUAACAUCUGCGUUCCCAGCCACCCUGCCCUUUGGGGCUGGCCAGCUAUGUGUACCCCCACCCACCCCAAGUUCCCCAUGGCUGGCCACACAUCAACUUCUGUACUUGCCUUUUCCCGGGUAGGGUAGAGGCCAUCCCCUUCCCCUCUGCAGCCUCAGGGUUCUGUUUAUAUUCAGGACUUUGGGUAGAAGGGAAGACACCAAAGGCUCCUUCAAGCUGACUGCUGCAUACACAUUUUACUUUUUUUCCUUUGACAUGACCAAAAAUCCAAAUAUUUAAGUUUAUUAUUAUUAUUAAUAUUAUUAUUAUUUGACAAUCUUGUAUCCAAUGGGCUCUCUAGAAGCUGCAUCCCCAGCCCUUUCACCUUUUCUUUGAAUGUAGUUCCCAACCUUCAAUUCCCACCCCCAGUGUUGAAAAAAGCUUAGCCAGGUCACACUACUGCUGCUAUAAGCCAGGGGAGGGUGGUUUCUUUGUUUUGUUUUGUUUUUUAAAUUUCCAGCCAAAACCAAAGAUUUCUUAAUGAUUGUAUAAACUCAAAACAAACAAAAAAACCAAAGAAAAGGGAAGUCUUCAGCAUCAAUCCAGUCUGUGGCGUCCUGGCACUUGGAGGAGAGAGGCCGGGCAGGGGGAGCCUCUGCCUGAUCGGAAAGGGCAGGCGCGCUGCUCGCCACCUUCCAGGCUUUUCCGCAGGUGCGUGCUCAGUAGCUCUGGCCCUUGCCGACCUGUGAGCAUGCCAUGAAACAAAUUGGCAUUCAGGUUUUCCAAAGCAAAAGACAAAACCCGUCACCACUGGAAUCCACCCUGCAACAACCAGGGGCACCGCAGGGACUCAGCACAGGGACUAGGGAGGGUGGGAGCCACUGCUGGGCUGGCCGAGGACUCCACAGAGUGGGGGAGAUCGAAGACACUGGUGCACGAUUGGCUGCUCUGCUGGGUGCUCUAACCUCUGGGGCUGGGCGAAUGCACGCCGGGGGCCCUUCUGAGCCUUUUUUCUCUUUUCCUUUACUGGAACUGCUUGGAAGUGGCCGUCCUGUUUGUGAGAAAACAUGCAGAAAGAUUAUCAAGCUUUUCAUUUCUCUUUAUUGUAGUUUUGUUUCCUUUUUGCAGCACCACUGUGCAACUAUGCAUUGUAUUUCACAACCUUUUGUGCUAGGUAGAUGCCUGUGACUUUUUAACUUGGGGGGUGGGGGGAUUGCAAAUGAAGGAACUUUUUACAUGGAUCUUUUUAAUCUCAGUUGAUUGGGGGAGGGGGGUAUUUGGUUCUAGGGUCAUACAAGCUCUAUCCCAAAGCAAAAUCCAAAUGUUAAUAAUAUUAGCCUGAUGCAGAUACCAAAGAUAAUUUCUUUCCUGCAGAACCUUAGACUUGUGUAUUAAGUACGAUUACCCAGCACUUGCAUUAGUCUAACCUCAGUAAUUCCAAAGCUUAGAUGUAUAUUUUGGUAUAUUUCUGGGAUAUUAAAAAAAAUGUCGUUUAACUUCUUGUUUGUUUCAGUGUAAUGCUCUUAAAGUCAUAGCAUGAAAAUUGAACUGUCCUAUUCUUAGUAGUUUGAAAUAAUAGUAUUUUUGUAUGUUUUGGGUGUGUCUACGUAUGUAUUAACAUAACAGUUUUCACUGCCUAGGUGUUCAUAAUAAAAAAGAAAAUGAAAAAGUUCUGAGUGUACAUAAUAUUCAAUAAUAAUCUUCCGCCAGGUGUCAAUUUGGAUUGCCUAUUCCUGAUUAUUGUUCCCAGUUGGGAUUUUGUUUUGUUUUAAAGAGACAGUGAUCGUGUUUUUCUAAAGAUGUUUUCUUUCUCUCUGUCUUUAAAUAUCUUAACUCUCUCACCUUUUCUUUUCUUUCUUUCUUUCUUUUUUUUUUUUUAAUUAUUAAUUCAGGGGUGUUUUUCCACUGUUGUCAAGGGAGGGACACAAGGGAAAUUGAGCCCUUGGCCUCCCAGAACUUUUUGUUUUAUGUACUUUAAAAUGUGAGUUUGAGUUCUUCUUUGUGGAAAUUUAAGAUGUGGUGUAAAUGAUUCUUUCCAAAACUGUCCAGCAGCUUUAAUGAGGCAGUGACAAUUCCUAGGUAGUUUAUUGGGAGUCCUUCUACAUUUCUCCUUAGAUCACUUUGCAAUCUGGGUGGCUAUUGUAUAGCCUCACUGCCCCAGAGCGCCUGUUUAGCCAUUUCCCCCAUAGGAAUAUUUGUAAGAAUCAGCUGAUAACUUGAAGUGCUGGACCUUGUUAUCUGUGCCCCUGGGAAACACAAGUUUUCUUGGUCUUAAAAACCUGAAACACAAGCAACUUUACAUUUUGGGGAAUUAGCUGAUGGUACCUCCUGAGGCCUGAGGAGGUGGCGGGGAAUAUGAGCGGUGCUGUCUCUUUAAAAGUGCCCUUUAUGUGAUUCCCCUCCUGGGGCUGCCUGCAGGGGGCUGUAGGCUUGGGAGAGAUUGUGUAGGUGACAGUGAAUCAGAAUGAAAUGAUAGAUUUUGUGUAGAUGCAUUUGUCUGCUGUAAUUUUUAUAUAUAUAUUAAACUUACUGUAACUGUACAGUUCAUUUCUGUUGUAAAACAUCAUUAAACCAUUUUCCAAGUGUUUUCA
Microcebus murinus (gray mouse lemur) is the source of this 15800-nucleotide messenger RNA. Lineage: Eukaryota; Metazoa; Chordata; Mammalia; Primates; Cheirogaleidae. The record is from RefSeq and is a predicted model, not a curated record.